AUGGAAACAGACCCACCUCUCUGCAUUGCCUCAUCUGAUCCCAGCUGCUCCUCAGGUGAGCUGGAGGAUGAAGACGACAGCAGCUGUCGGGUGUCUGAGAACGAUGACCCGGUGCUUCUGUUUGAGUAUCACAUCCUGUAUUCCUGCAGCUAUGCUGCUCCUGUGCUCUAUUUCAGAGUGUUCACUUUGGAGGGAAGGAGCCUGACAUUAGAAGAGGUGUGGAGCUGUGUCCACCCAAGCUUCAGGCUUCAUCUGCAAAGCUGUCCGUUGGAUGCAAUAAGUCAGCAGGAGCAUCCUCUUCUGGGUCAACCUUUCUUUGUCCUCCACCCCUGUAGAACAAAGGACUUCAUGCGGCCCAUGCUGCAAGCGGCUCAGGACCAGCACAGGUAGGGUUCUGGCUGGGUCCAGAGACACACAGUGACAGAGGAAAUGACUGCUCUGAGCA
Messenger RNA from Nematolebias whitei (Rio pearlfish), 445 nucleotides. It is a transcript of the gene atg10, whose product is annotated as ATG10 autophagy related 10 homolog (S. cerevisiae). Gene Ontology annotation, cellular component: intracellular anatomical structure. The coding region runs from base 1 to 390 and encodes 129 amino acids. Gene Ontology annotation, biological process: protein lipidation; protein modification by small protein conjugation; macroautophagy. The transcript has 4 exons. The record is from RefSeq and is a predicted model, not a curated record. Gene Ontology annotation, molecular function: Atg12 transferase activity. NCBI's taxonomy places the organism in Eukaryota, Metazoa, Chordata, Actinopteri, Cyprinodontiformes, Rivulidae.